Messenger RNA from Cantharellus anzutake, 778 nucleotides. RefSeq lists its product as uncharacterized. The record is from RefSeq and is a predicted model, not a curated record. The transcript has a single exon. The coding region runs from base 90 to 647 and encodes 185 amino acids. NCBI's taxonomy places the organism in Eukaryota, Fungi, Basidiomycota, Agaricomycetes, Cantharellales, Hydnaceae.
CAGCUUUCCUGCAUGCUGGUUCUAUCCCCGUUGAGCCAGGUGGAAAGUCAUAGUGAGCGGUCACAGUGCUGACCUAUGCUACUGAACAUAUGCUGACAAUUGGUUUCGAAAGCUACUUAUUCAUCUCAGGCCUGAGAGCCAAGGUCCAACCCAGAAAUGUAUUCGAUAAGGCGAUUUGGAACCGAAGUAUGUUCACCAACUUUGCAUUGUACAUUACGAUCCAGUUAUCCUGGAGUCGAAAGUUGAUUUGCGCCGGGCCUCUGCAUCGCAUCGUGUUAAAGGUACCACGCACCAAGCCACUUUCAGACCACUUUUUUGUCGACCCUAAGGAGAAACCGAACAAUGAUAUGGCAAACAUGUACUGGCUUGCUGAUCAAGAUUCCGAGACCCUGAUAAAGAGAUUGAAGACUGCACGCCGAGACAGCGUAUGUAUAACCACCGCCCUAUAUUUUCCCAAUUCAGCUGCAUCAAAUUCAACCGUCCAUGCGGUAAAGAUAGACCAUGCCUUCUUCAUCGUUGCUGUUACUCUGAACCCCUUUGUCAAGCGACGGUUCCUCAAUCCAUACAUUGUCGAAGUCGUGAGCUCGAUAUCGACAACAGUGCACUGGAGCGGUGCAGUGGUGUCCCCCAUUCCAAUAGCUAAAUGAGUAUAUUGUCAUUAUCCCUACCAUUCGGUUCCUCAUAUCACUCGUGCAGAUUAAAAAUAUAUACAUUAAGCUUACGACAAAGAAUGUCCCCGACUGUACCCUGUCCUGUCCACAUCCACAUGCUAAGCCCA